UAAGAGCAUCACACCACCAUCUAGCCAGUGCAGCCAGCGCAGAAUUAGCAAUCAAAUAACAAGAAUUGGGAGGACGGGAAAGUUUCAGCCUGAGCUAGCAAACCAUAAAGGAAAGAGACAACCAACUUCUAACAAAGCGCUGGUUAAGCAAGGUGCUGAAGCUAAAACUCCUUUGAAAGCGAAGGCUCUUGUAAAAGAAGCGUUCUCUCUGUGUGGAGAUGUCCCUGGCAGUGAAAGACAAGACCCAGGUGCGCCUGGUGUUCCUUGGGGCGGCCGGGGUGGGGAAGACAGCCCUGAUCCAGCGCUUCCUCCAGGACACCUUCGAGACCAAGCACAGGAGGACGGUGGAGGAGCUCCACAGCAAGGAGUACGAGAUCAGCGGGGUGACGAUCACCAUCGAGAUCAUGGACACCAGCGGCAGCUACUCCUUCCCGGCCAUGAGGAAGCUGUGCAUCCAGAACAGCGACGCCUUCGCCCUCGUCUACGCCAUCGACGACACCCAGUCCCUGGAGGUGGUCAAGAGCCUGCGGGACGAGAUCCUGGAGCUCAAGGAGGACAAGUUCACGCCCAUCGUGGUGGUGGGAAACAAGAUGGACCGGGAGGAGGGGAGGCAGGUGCCCAGCGAGGCUGUGCUGUCCACUGUGGAGCUCGACUGGAACAACCGCUUCCUGGAAGCUUCGGCCAAGGACAACGAGAACGUGGUGGAGGUGUUCAGUGAGCUCCUGCAGCAGGCCAACCUGCCCAGCCGCCUGAGCCCAGCGCUAAGGCGCCGGAGGGAGACCUUCCCCAAGGACAGCAGCUCCCGGCCGCCCAUGAACAAGACCAACAGCUGCAGCAUCUCCUAAUGCAGCGCCUUGCGGAGCUGCAGCGAGGGUGAUCAACUGCAACAGCUGACAGGACAGCCUGCCCACAGUGACUUUAACUGAUGGUGUUGCAAGGACAGGGCAUUGAGGAAGGACGGGAUAAAGGCAUUGCUUCAUUCACAGUGUGAUGAGCUUUGCCUGGUGAUGUGUUUGAGGGUGAAGCUGUGUGCGAGAUCAAACAAAUACGUAAGAGUUGUAUUUUUUGUUUUUUUUAAGUCUCCAUGUUAUCGGAGCAUUUGUUUUUAUCAGUUUCUUUGUAGCAGUGCUAAGGUGGCACCCGAGGUGUUGAGUCUUUUAAAAUGUGUAACAGGAGGAUUAUGCAGGACUGUGUACUAUGUGUGUAUUUUAUGUUGCAUUUCCUUGUGUAAAAAGCUUACUUUAAAAGAGAAUGCAGUACAUUUCUUAAAACUGUGAAUGCCACAUGCUGUAAUUUCUCAGAGCCACUACAGGACAGUGCAUGAAUUGAGUUUACACGUCAAUGUUGUUUAUAUCAGUCUGUGUGCUGUUAGCUUUGCACUGUUUGUUUGAGCUGCAGUGCUGGAGAAGCUGAGCACAGCCAGUGUGGUGCGUGUCAGCAGUAUUUACAAGGUCUUUGAUUCUUUU
Messenger RNA from Polyodon spathula (Mississippi paddlefish), 1466 nucleotides. RefSeq names its product rasd family member 4 (gene rasd4). The transcript has a single exon. Bases 219 to 845 code for a protein of 208 amino acids. NCBI's taxonomy places the organism in Eukaryota, Metazoa, Chordata, Actinopteri, Acipenseriformes, Polyodontidae. The record is from RefSeq and is a predicted model, not a curated record. Gene Ontology annotation, molecular function: GTPase activity; GTP binding.